Striga asiatica is the source of this 303-nucleotide messenger RNA. Lineage: Eukaryota; Viridiplantae; Streptophyta; Magnoliopsida; Lamiales; Orobanchaceae. The record is from the annotation of a GenBank genome assembly.
AUGAAGGGGCCCAAGCCCAUUAACCACGUUGCGCAGCUGCCAGUCUGCCACUCAAUAGCACUGCCAUUCGCAGCUCUUUCGCACCGUUGCCACGGCGGGAGUGUUGAAAUCUGCCGAUGUGAUACUCUUGGAAGAUACGUAGCAUUCGGGAAAGUUGCUUCACUAUUUAGGACUCCACUUAAAUUUUGGCAUAUGGCCAUGCCAGGCAUCAGUGAUCCUGGAAUGGAGCUGUUGAUAGCACGGCUAACGAAAUUCAUUCCUGGAGAAGUUCGGCAAAAACCUGGUUCGGAUGAUAAAAGAUGA